GUCAUUUACGCACCGCCGCGGCUGCUUUGUGACUCUGUCUCAACCGGAGUCUUUUACGCACAGAUACUACCGUGAACUCUCCUUCUUUCCCACACCUGUGCUCACAGUUCUUUUUGUAGCUGUAAAAAAAAAAAAAAUAAGAAGAAAAGGGACAUGUUUGGGGUUUUGAAGGGAAUCACCGGACUGUCCGCUUGCUGGUGUCUGUUGAUGCUUAUUCAUUGUUUGCCUCAAACAGAUGCCGCCUUCAUAUGCAGCUCCACUCAGUUUAAGUGCGGAAACGGGAGGUGCGUCACCCGCAGGUGGAUUUGUGAUGGAAGUGAUGAUUGUGGUGAUGGAACCGAUGAGCUGCCUGCUACCUGUGCACUUAAAAUCUGUCGGGAUUCCCAGUUCAACUGCGGCGCUCCCAUGAACCAGUGUAUACCAAAAAGCUGGCACUGUGACGGCAAAGCCGACUGUACCAAUGGUGCAGACGAGAAAAACUGCACGGUCAAACAGUGUGACAAGUCUGAGUUUCGUUGUGCCAAUGGCCAUUGCAUAUCCAAGAGCUUUGUUUGUGACAGCGACAACGACUGCUCAGAUGGCUCAGAUGAGGCUUCCUGUACAAAACCCACCUGUAACCCUCAGUCCUUCCAGUGCAACAACACAGUCUGUGUGCCAUCGCUUUGGCGCUGCGAUGGAGACAGGGACUGCGCUGAUGGGUCUGAUGAGUGGCCAGAAAACUGUGAGGGAAGGCAGCCAGAGAAGAAGCCACGCUGCAGCAUUCACGAGUUCCAGUGUGCGAGUGGGGAGUGUAUCCAUAGCAGCUGGAUGUGUGACGGAGGGUUUGACUGCGAGGAUCAUUCGGAUGAGGCUAACUGCACUCGUUCUACAUGUCGCUCGGGUGAGUUCCAGUGUAAGGACGGCACAUGCAUUGACAAAAGCCUCCAAUGUAAUGGAAAACAUGACUGCAGGGACCUGAGUGAUGAGUUUGACUGUAAUGCAGAAAACAUAUGUGAAGGGCCAACCAAGUUUAGGUGUCACAAUGGGGAGUGCAUCAACAUGGAUAAAGUGUGCGACAAGAACAGAGACUGCACUGACGGGUCUGAUGAACCAGUAAAAGAGUGUGGAAACAAUGAGUGUUUGACCGGAAAUGGUGGCUGCUCCCACAACUGCACAGAUCUGAAGAUUGGCUACAGUUGCUCCUGCCCUGCAGGAUACAGACUGAAGGCGGACAACAAAACCUGUGAAGACAUCGAUGAAUGUGCUGAGCCAGACACUUGCAGUCAGAUCUGCUUGAACCUGCCUGGCAGCUACAAGUGUGACUGUGAAGAGGGCUAUGAGAUUGACCCUGCGACCAAAACUUGCAAGGCUGAAUCAGGCAUAGUGCCCACCUUGUACUUCACCAACAGACACGAGGUGAGGAAGCUGACGGUGGACCGCAGCGAGUAUGUGCGUGUGAUCCCACUGCUGAAAAACGCGGUGGCUCUCGACAUGGACAUGCCAAAUAAGAUGAUCUUCUGGUCUGACCUGUCUCUGAAAAAAAUCUACAGCUCCAAGAUGGAUGUGGCCGGCGACUCUUCUCACCACAAUGUGGUGAUUGGCAGUGGGAUUGAGGCCCCAGAGGGCAUUGCGGUUGACUGGAUCCAUGGCAACAUCUACUGGACUGACAGUGUUUUGAAGACUAUUUCUGUGGCAACAACAGAUGGCAGUAAGAGGAAGACCCUCAUCACUGAAGGCCUGGACAAGCCAAGAGCAAUCACAGUCGACCCAGUAAAUAAUUUGAUGUACUGGACAGACUGGGGUGAGGAAGCUAAGAUUGAGAAGAGUGGGCUGAACGGUGCGGGUCGCAUUGCUUUAGUAACAGACAACAUUGUGUGGCCCAAUGGCAUCACCCUAGACAUGGUCAGCCAGCGUCUGUACUGGGUCGACUCCAAGCUGCAUUCUCUCUCCAGCAUCGAUGUGAAUGGAGGCACCCGACACAGUCUCAUCAUAAAUGAGGCAAAACUAUCCCACCCGCUCUCCCUCACUGUCUUUGAGGAGAAAGUAUUUUGGACAGACAUGAACAACGCUGCUGUGUUUAGUGCCAACCGCCUGACAGGGGGGAACAUCACCGAGCUGGUGAAGGACCUGAGCCAGCCAGAGGACAUCGUAUUACACCACAACCUCAAGCAGCCAAUUGGCACAAACUGGUGCAUGAAUGGAGGUUGUGAGUUCCUGUGCCUACCUGCCCCUCAGCUCGACCAGCAGUCUCCGAGAUACACCUGUGCCUGUCCUGAUGACAUGAUCCUGGGACCUGACAUGAAGAAAUGUGUGACAGGAAGCACAGCUGCACCUCCUGCUAAAGAUAAAACUGCUGCACCGCUGCCACCACAAGGUCCCACAAAACCUGCUACACCCAGGCAACCUGUCCCAACCACCACAACUACAACCACCGCCAGAGCUACCAAAAAAUCCACAACUACCUCUAAGUCUGUUGCCACUGCUCAAGGUGACAGAAAAGCAGUUGUGCAGCCUCAAGAAGCUCCUGCCUCCCACCCUCUUGCUCUCUACGUCGUGUUGCCGCUAAUGAUCGUGGCCCUGCUGGUCUUUGGAGGAAUGUACCUUUGGAGAAACUGGCGUAGGAAGAACACCAACACCAUCCACUUUGACAAUCCCGUGUACCAAAAAACCACCGAAGAUGAACUACACAUCUCCAGGAACGGCUCUGAUGGCUACGUGUAUCCUGAGCGCCAAAUGCUGAGCAUGGAUGACACAGACAUGCCCUGACCUAAAAAUGAAGAAAGUUUUAUUUGAAGUGAUGGAAACAAGAACUGCUGCUCAACAACCCCAUUCCCUUCCCCUAGUAACCUCAUUUUGUGGCUUAUGUUUCCAACCUCAGCACUGUGCCGUCCAAGCCUGCAAAGGAGUUGAAAGAAAAAAAUAAUCUCUUUUUUUUUUUUUUUUUCCUUGGGUCCUCAGGAAAGUAUUGACAGGUGCCCUGCUUCUGUGGAUAAACAGGUAGCAAGCUGAGACCAUCAGCUACAGGGUGACACAUCUGUCACCUGGUAUUGGUCCAAUACAUCAUUAGUCCCUUUUUUUGUACGUGUGUGUGUGUGUGUGUUUAUGAAGACAUGCAUCUGAUCUUCCUCAAUAUCCAAACCCAUUCAAACACAGCAAAAUGCAAAAA
This is a messenger RNA of Archocentrus centrarchus (flier cichlid), 3145 nucleotides long. RefSeq names its product low-density lipoprotein receptor-like. Gene Ontology annotation, cellular component: signaling receptor complex; apical plasma membrane; plasma membrane. Gene Ontology annotation, biological process: receptor-mediated endocytosis. The transcript is spliced from 18 exons. The record is from RefSeq and is a predicted model, not a curated record. Bases 154 to 2745 code for a protein of 863 amino acids. Lineage: Eukaryota; Metazoa; Chordata; Actinopteri; Cichliformes; Cichlidae. Gene Ontology annotation, molecular function: calcium ion binding; hormone binding; protein binding.